Molecule: messenger RNA, 2754 nt
Organism: Prorocentrum cordatum
Lineage: Eukaryota; Dinophyceae; Prorocentrales; Prorocentraceae
Source: the annotation of a GenBank genome assembly
AGCCAGCCUCUCGGCUCAAGGCGCAGUGCCCAGCCUCACAUCAAGCUAGCCUCAAUAAAGCUUCCGUCGCAGGACCAUGGUGCCCGCCCUUGCCCGGGUCGUGCUCGCCCUCCUCGCGGCCCCCGCCGCCGCGGCCUCCGCCCGCCCGCGCGGCCGCGAGGCGGGCUCCCUGCUGCAGACCUGGAGCGCGGUCCUCGACGCGGGCGGGGAGACGCCUUUGGCGAAGGUCGUCGGCCUGCUGAAGAGCAUGCAAGAGACGCUAGAGAAGGAGAUGGACGAGGAUCAGAAGCUGUACGAGAAGCUGAAGUGCUGGUGCGAGACCAACGACUGGGAGAAGGGGAACGCUAUUGAGGACAACAAGGCGAAGAUCGAACAGCUCACUGCCGACAUCGAGUCACUUUCGGCCAAGAAGGAGGAACUCAUAGCCACCAUCAAGGAGGUGCAGGAGAAGACGGCGGCGAACAAGCAGUCGCUCGCGGAGGCCCAGGCGAUCCGCGACAAGCAGCUGAAGGAGUUCCACGCGAUGGAGCUGGACAGCAUCCAGGCCCUCGAGCAGAUGAAGGCCGCCCUCACCAUCCUCGGCAAGCACCACGGCGAGGGCGUCUUCCAGCAGUUCUCGCCGCUCUCGCUGCUGUCCGUGGGCGGCAGGGACGAGCCCUGGACCGCGGCGCACGACAGGGCCACGGUCGGGCGCGCGCUGGACGAGUUCAUGCGCCGGAACGACUUCGGCCUGUCCCAGGUCGGCGAGCGCGCCGUGCCCAGCGGACAGCUGCGCAAGCAGGACACCCUCGCUGCCGACGGGGUCCAGGCCACAGGAGGCUGGAGUGCGGACGAGGCCGCCGUCGUCCGGAGGGCGCUCAAGGCCGGCUCCGCUUUCGUGCAGUCGCACCACGAGCAGAGCUACUACCCGUCUUACACGGCCCAGAGCGGAGAGAUCGUUGGCAUCCUGAAGCAGCUCAAGGACGAGAUGGAGGCGGAUCUCGGCGAGUCGCAGAAGCAGGAGUCCAUGCGCUCGGAGGAGUUCCAGAUCCUGCGCAACGCUAAGACCGCCGAGAUCGAGGCGGGGGAGAAGAUGGAGGAGCAGAAGGAGGACGAGCUGGCCAAGACCGCGAACGAGCUGGCCGAGGCCAAGGAAGACCUGGGCCAGGAGCAGGCCAUCCUGGCAAACAACGAGGCCUUCCUGAAGAACGUGAAGGUGACGUGCGCGGACGCGGACAAGAACUGGGAGGAGCGCAAGGCGGCGCGCCAGGCGGAGAUUGUUGCCGUGACGGAGACGAUCGGGAUCCUGACCGAGGACGAGGCCAAGGACGCGGCCGCGGGCACGUACAGCCUGCUGCAGCGGGGCUCUGCCCGCAGGGCCGCCGCGGAGAGCUCCGAGGUGCAGCACCGCCGCCGCGAGGCGGCCCGGGCGCUGCGCGAGGUGGCCGCGAAGACGCACAGCCCGGAGCUGUCGAUGCUGGCGAACACCGUCGAGCUGGACGCCUUUGCGAAGGUCAAGAAGGCGAUCGACGACAUGAUCGUGAUGCUGAAGAAGCAGAUGGAGGACGAGGUCAAGAAGAACGACUGGUGCAAGGCGGAGUUCAAGGAGAACGAGAUGUCCACCAUGAAGACGGAGGACCUCAAGGCCGACCUCGCGGCCCACAUCGCGGAGCUGGAGAACACUAUUAAGACCCUGGAGCAGGAGAUCGCCGCGCACCGGAAGGAGCUCGAGCGGGCGCAGGCGGAGCUGCAGGGCGCCGGCCUGUCUCGGAAGGCCGAGAACCUCGACUACCAGACGACGGUCGCGGACCAGACCGCCACCAUCGCCGUCCUGAAGAAGGCCCUGACGCGCCUGUCCAAGUACUACGCCUCCGAGGCCCUGCUCCAGCGCCGCGCGGGCAGGGAGGACCCCGCCCCGGGCUCCGUGGCGCCGGUGGCGCAGAUGACCUACAAGGCCAGCGAGGGCGCCUCGGGGGUCAUGCAGAUGCUCGAGAAGCUGAUCGUGGAGGCCAAGGCGCUCAUGGCCGAGUCCAAGAAGUCCGAGAGCGAGGCCCAGAAGGCCUAUGAGACCGUCAUCGCCGACACCAACGCGGCGGUCGUCGCGCUGCAGAAGCAGAUCACCACCAAGACCAAGGUCAAGGCCAAGACGACGAAGGAGAAGCAGCGGACCGAGGAGGACCUCGCCGCGGCGGUUAGCGAGCUGGAGGGCCUGAACAAGUACAAGGCCGACCUGCAUGCCGAGUGCGACUUCUCGCUCCACAACUUCGACACCCGGCAGGACUCGCGCGGGCAGGAGAUCGAGGCCCUGCAGCAGGCCAAGCAGAUCCUCAACGGCGCCUCCCUGAGCUGAGCGGGGCCUUCCGCGCGGGGCAGCCGCGGCGGCGCAGCUGCGCGCUCCCCGUCACGACGUCGCGGCAGGGCUUCUCCGCAUGUCGGACGCGGAGCCACUCGGGAAGGACUGAAAAGGAAUCGAAGCAGUAUAUGUCUUAUGUUGAUGACGCUUCCCUAUACCGAUCCUCCUUUGUACCCGGCAGUUGCCGCGCGCCUUAGUAUUGCAAUGACUCGCGUGAUAAAUUGACGCAUGCGUUGUUGUACCUCCUGUGUGCGUUCGCUCCCGUUCUUUCCAAUCGCUAGUUUCAUCGUCGCUAUGAUCUGGGCUACAGUGAUCCUGGAUCCUGCGCUUCACCGCAGGCAGUCCGCACUGAGGGUCGGGGCGGAGGCCCCCUUGCCCCCCGUUUUCGUGCUCGGCUGGCUCUGCGAUGCGCGUGCCCCGAG